AUGGCUAAGACAAAGCAGACAGCGAGAUGGAGUUCGGGCGGGACGGCACCACGCAAGCAACUAGCUCUGAAGACCGCCCGGCUUACUAGGCAUCAACGAGACCUCCGUGAUCGUCUCCUGUUCCAGUUAUCAUCAAGGGCUGAUAUAUCAUUGAAGUCUCAAAGUCAAGCGCUGCGUCCGUCUGUCCCAAUAACUACUAUAUAUGGGUUGAAAUCGGGCACAGAAGGUUCGAUGUAA
Molecule: messenger RNA, 237 nt
Organism: Chondrus crispus (carragheen)
Lineage: Eukaryota; Rhodophyta; Florideophyceae; Gigartinales; Gigartinaceae
Exons: 1
Coding region: 1-237 (78 amino acids)
Cellular component (GO): nucleosome
Molecular function (GO): DNA binding; structural constituent of chromatin
Source: RefSeq, a predicted model, not a curated record